CAGUGGUACACUAUAAUGCCAAAAGUAUUGGGACACCCCUCCAAAUCGUUUUAUUCAGGUGUUCCAAUCACCUCUAUGUCCACAGGUGUAUAAAAUUAAGCACCUAUGCAGACUGCUUCUACAAACAUUUGUGAAAGAAUGGGUCACUCUCAGCAGCUCAGUGAAUUCAAGCCUGGUACCGUGAUAAGUUGCCACCUGUGCAAUAAGUCCAUCCAUGAAAUUUCCUUGCUACUAAAUAUUCCAGGGUCAACUGUUAGUGGUAUUAUAACAAAGCUGAAGCAACUGGGAACAAGAACAACUCAGCCCCAAAGUGGUAGGCAAUGUAAAAUGACAGAGAGGGGUCAGUGCAUACUAAAGUACACAGUGCGCAGAAGUCGCCAACUAUCUGCAAAGUCAAUAGCUAAAGAUCUUCAAACUUUGUUUAGCCUUCAGAUUAGCACAACAGUGUGUAGAGAUCUUCAUGGAAUGGGUUUCCAUGGCCGAGCAGCUACAUCCAAGCCUUACAUCACUGAGUGCAAUGCAAAGUGUCGGAUGCAGUGGUGUAACUCAUGCCACCACUGUACUCUAGAGACCGGUACUUGCCUGACUGCAUUGUGCCAAAUGUAAAGUUU
Staurois parvus is the source of this 611-nucleotide messenger RNA. The record is from the annotation of a GenBank genome assembly. NCBI's taxonomy places the organism in Eukaryota, Metazoa, Chordata, Amphibia, Anura, Ranidae.